AUGCAUUCUUGGGCAUCCUCUUCACUGAGAAAAACCGAAGCACAGAUCAGAGUUCUUGCAGCCAAGAGUUCGGGUUGUCGUCGUUCUCUUUCCACCGAAUCAAAGGUGGAAUCAUCAAGAGGAUUCGACAGGAAUGAAUCGCCGUUUCUGAGAUAUGGGGUGGUGGUUGCGGCUGCUGCCUCCGGCUUAGGCUUUUAUUGUUGCUCUCCGUUCAACGGUGGAGGAUCGGUCGUGUCGUAUGCUGAUUCUGGAGCACGGCCUGAGAAGAAGACGUUCUUGUUUACGGAUACAUACAGGAGAAAAGUUUUCUUCAAGUAUGAGAAACGGAUAAGAACACGAAGCCCUCCCGAAAAGGUGUUCGAGUACUUUGCAUCGUUCAAAUCCCCUUCUGGGGAAGUGUACAUGACAGCAUCAGACCUGAUGAGAGCAGUGGUUCCCGUAUUUCCUCCAUCUGAAGCAGAUGUUGUUAGAGGCGGAUACUUGAAAGGCGAACUCAUCAGCAGCAAGCUGCACUGUCCUCCUUCUGAAUUCUUUAUGCUGUUUGAUACCAACAACGACGGCCUUAUAUCAUUUCCAGAAUACAUCUUCUUUGUCACAAUAUUGAGCAUACCAGAAUCGAGCUUUUCCGUUGCAUUCAAAAUGUUUGACCUUGACAACAACGGAAGUAUAGACAAUAUAGAAUUCAAAAAGGUGAUGACACUUAUGCGUAGCCGAAACAGACAAGGAGCUUCACACAAAGAUGGAAUGAGGUUAGGGAUGAAAGUUUCAGGUUCUGUGGAGGAAGGGGGUCUCGUCGAGUACUUCUUUGGGAAAGACGGGACUCAACCCCUUAAACACGACAGAUUCGUAGAGUUCUUGAGAGACUUGCAAACUGAGAUGCUGCGGUUGGAGUUCGCACAUUAUGAUUUCAAGUCACAAGGGACCAUCUCUGCCAAAGAUUUUGUGCUAUCAAUGGUUGCAUCUGCUGACAUGAGAUACAUAGACAAGUUUCUUGAUCAAGCCGACGAGCUGGGAAAUGAUCCCUCCCUCAGUCACCUGCGCAUUACAUUUGAAGAAUUCGAAAAUUUUGCAAUGCUUCGGAAAAGAUUGGAGCAAUUCUCCUUAGCCCUAUUCAGUUAUGGCAAAGUGAAUGGCCUGCUGUCUAAGCAGGAUUUCAAAAGGGCUGCUCAUCAAGUUUGUGGCAUCUCCCUCUCUGAUAACGUGGUUGAUCUGGUGUUCUACGUGUUUGAUCUGAACCGGGAUGGUAGCUUAAGCUCAGACGAGUUCCUGAGAGUUCUGGAGAGACGAGAAGCAGGCAUCUCUCAGCCGCAGGAGGCGGGCCUUGCAGGUCUGAUAUCUUGCUGGUUAGACUGCACAAGAAACUGUUCUUCAAAGAAGUUGCUCUGAUCAAGCAGUGAAAACCGUAUAUUGUAUAGAAACAGGGAUGAUGACUAUUGAGUUGCAAACACCCUUUCUUCAAUAUAGAUAAUUGCAUAUAGCAAUUGCCAUUUUUUUUUAUGUGGUGUUAAACUACAUUUGCAGGAAUGUAGUCUACUUUGUAAGACAGUUCAGUGAAGAUGUAUAGACAUGAGAUAUAUAAACUUCCAAUUAUUAGUUUA
Salvia hispanica is the source of this 1598-nucleotide messenger RNA. Its product is annotated as calcium uptake protein, mitochondrial-like. Gene Ontology annotation, cellular component: uniplex complex. Lineage: Eukaryota; Viridiplantae; Streptophyta; Magnoliopsida; Lamiales; Lamiaceae. Gene Ontology annotation, biological process: calcium import into the mitochondrion; mitochondrial calcium ion homeostasis. The record is from RefSeq and is a predicted model, not a curated record. Gene Ontology annotation, molecular function: calcium ion binding.